Paramecium pentaurelia is the source of this 704-nucleotide messenger RNA. Lineage: Eukaryota; Ciliophora; Oligohymenophorea; Peniculida; Parameciidae. The record is from the annotation of a GenBank genome assembly.
CAUGGCCAGCAAGAAAAAGCAACUUUUUAAAAUCAUCAUCUUAGGUGAUUCAGGGUAAAUUUGAAUCUUAAUUUAACUUUUAGAGUAGGUAAAACUUCUUUGAUGAAUUAAUAUGUUAAUGCUAGGUUUACAUAAUAAUAUAGAGCAACAGUAGGAGCAGAUUUUAUGGCAAAAGAAGUUAUGAUUGAUGAUAGAAUGGUAACACUUUAAGUAUGUUGAUAAUUUAAAUAUUUGUUAGAUUUGGGAUACAGCAGGUUAAGAGAGAUUCCAAUCAUUAGGUGGUGCAUUUUAUAGAGGAGCUGAUUGUUGUGUAUUAGUUUACGAUAUUACAAAUCCAAAAUCAUUUGAUUCUUUGGAUUCUUGGAGAGAUGAAUUUUUAAUGUAAGGUUAACCAAAAGAUCCAGAACAUUUUCCUUUUGUCGUUUUAGGAAAUAAAUUGGAUAAAGCAACAGAAAGAAAAGUUUAAGAAUCUAAAAGUUAAUAAUGGUGUAAAUCACAUGGAAACAUAUAAUUCUUUGAAGUAUCAGCUAAAGAUGCAACUAAUAUAGAAUAAGCUUUUCAAGACAUUGCUAAAGCAGCUGCAAGUUAAGAAAAAGAUGAAGAAAUGUAUUUUUAUCUUUCUAUUUUAGAUUUUUCCCUACAACUGUGACACUAACUAAAUAAGACCCCAAGAAAUAGACAAAAUAAGGAGGAUGCUGUUGAUU